CCCAUUGACCCCGUGGACCGUCUUUCUCUCCCUCUCUACCUCUCUCUGUGCACCUCGACCACAAACGUCCCUUCCUUCACCUCAUUUUCUUCACCUCUCCCUCCCUCCCACAAUCGGCAUCUCAAAGCAUCGUCGCUUUCUCAAUUGAUGCCCUUCGUCGUCUAAUUACUACAUCGACGAUUGUACCAAAAAAUUUCCUACCUUCCUCCAGUCUCUUCUUUUUCUCGUACGAACCCUUUCCCUUAUUUCCCCAAGGUUCCCCUUCUCGUUGGGUCCGAUCCGCUUCGCAUCCUCCCUUCUGACCAAUCGCCGCAACAGAAGAGUCUGCGUCACCGGCUUUCGCGUCGUUGGCCAAUUCUACCCACUACCAACCUCAACACUGCCAACGAACAACAACUCGUUUGUUCAUUAGAUCAUUAUGGCUUCCACCGCUAUGGAUUACGAGGCCGCCAACGGCGACCGCUACGAUGACGAGGCUCCUCGUUACGAGCGCGACAACCGCAGCGCCUCCCCUCGCCCUGCGCGUGAUGACGGAGACUCUGGACGUCGUCGCUCUGCUUCUCCUUCCGGCAACGGUGACCGCGACCGCGACCGUGGCGCCAAGGACGAGACUGGCUCCCGAGGUGGCGACCGUGACGAUGACGGCGCUAUCAACCCUGGCUCCAACCUCUUCGUCACUGGCAUUCACCCCCGUUUGACCGAGCAAGAGGUCACUCGCAUGUUCGAGAAGUACGGUGAUGUCGAGAAGUGCCAGAUCAUGCGCGACCCCCACACCAAGGAGUCUCGUGGAUUCGGCUUCGUCAAGAUGGUUACUUCUGACCAGGCCGACGCUGCCAAGGAGGGCCUGCAGGGAGAGCAGAUUGAAGGACGCACCCUGAGCAUCGAGAAGGCUCGUCGUGCUCGCCCUCGCACUCCCACUCCUGGCAAAUACUUCGGCCCCCCUAAGCGUGGUAAGCAUUCACCCUCCUCACGGGCUUUCCCCCGGAUAAAUCACUAACGCGAU
This is a messenger RNA of Colletotrichum phormii, 1003 nucleotides long. RefSeq lists its product as uncharacterized. Gene Ontology annotation, biological process: positive regulation of mRNA splicing, via spliceosome. The transcript is spliced from 3 exons. The record is from RefSeq and is a predicted model, not a curated record. Gene Ontology annotation, molecular function: RNA binding. Gene Ontology annotation, cellular component: spliceosomal complex. The coding region runs from base 419 to 997 and encodes 192 amino acids. NCBI's taxonomy places the organism in Eukaryota, Fungi, Ascomycota, Sordariomycetes, Glomerellales, Glomerellaceae.